This is a messenger RNA of Acomys russatus (golden spiny mouse), 1446 nucleotides long. Its product is annotated as zinc finger and SCAN domain-containing protein 5B-like. The coding region runs from base 1 to 1446 and encodes 481 amino acids. The transcript has 4 exons. Gene Ontology annotation, molecular function: DNA-binding transcription factor activity, RNA polymerase II-specific; RNA polymerase II cis-regulatory region sequence-specific DNA binding. NCBI's taxonomy places the organism in Eukaryota, Metazoa, Chordata, Mammalia, Rodentia, Muridae. Gene Ontology annotation, biological process: regulation of transcription by RNA polymerase II. The record is from RefSeq and is a predicted model, not a curated record.
AUGGCGACAGCUGUACCACUAGGCAGCCUACGACCGGAGCAGCCGCCAUCACUGAUGUCCCGGGAAACACACUCAGAAACGCAGAGCUACACCCCUGAGGUUUGGCAUGUGAAGUUCCGAGGCUUCAGACACACAGGGAGGUCUAACCCCAUCCGAAGUCUGAGGAGGCUGUGGAGGCUGUGCUACCAGUGGCUGAGGCCAGACCUGAAUAGCACAGAGGAGAUACUGGAUCUACUGGUGAUGGAGCAGUUCAUGGUGUCCAUGCCACUGGAAUUGCAGGCCUUCGUGAAGGAGAACGGAGUGAAGAGCUGCAGAGAGCUGAAAAAGAUGCUGAGGGAAAGAAAACACCAUCUGUGGAUAAGCAAGGUCUCUGCUGUGGGCUCAGGGAAGGACCACCAUGGGGCCUGUGCUGACCUGGAAGCAGAACACUCGUCCAUAAUCAACUCCCAAGAGCAGACAUACCUCCUUCCGGAAUCCAGUGUUGAGGCGGCUGAAGUCCCAGAGCAUGAUAUGGAAUUGUCACAAGAACCCCUAUCAGAUGAGACUGAGGAGCCUUUCAAUGGAGGCCAGGCUGGUCCAGGGCUACAGAACAUGUCAGAGCCUGAAGAGCCAUCCACCAGUCAGGAAGAGGAAGUUUCUCAGGGGAUGAUGGCAGAGAGCAGGGAGUCUGCACUCGUGAGUCCUGGGCAGAGUCCAUGGAGUGAGUCCCAGCCCGUCGUGUUUGUCCAUCAGGGCCUCCAACUGAUACAGUCUCCUGCAGGUUCUCUGACAGUAAAGGAUGUGGUGACGCCCCAAAAAGAUGCAAACGUGAAUGCUGUCACAUUGUUCGCCCAUGUCCUGCAAAGGAAUUUAGCCUUCAGUAGAGCUCAUCAGAUUCUUCAUUAUCUCCAAAGAGACAACCGUCCCACUGCCCAAGGAGCCGCCUUGGAUACGGGCAGCAGCGGCCAUAAGCUAGAGCAUGCUCAGCCACCACCGCCUGAAAAGCCAGUCGUUGAACAACUCCCUGAGCAGGCUCUGCCGUUCCGGUGCAGCGAAUGCAAGAAAGGUUUCCUUUACAGGUCUCAGCUCACCAUCCACCAGAGGUCACACACAGGAGAGAGACCCUUCCAGUGCAGCCAUUGCAGCAAGGCGUUCGUGCAGUCCUCAGACCUGAAAGUCCACCAGCGCACCCACUCGGGUGACAAGCCUUACGUGUGUAACAUCUGUAACAAGAGCUUCGCCUAUGAGUCCACACUGCUGGGUCAUGGUCGGGUGCACACCAAGGAGAAGCCCUUUGAAUGCGAGGACUGUGGGAAACGCUUCAGCUACAAAUGCAACCUCAAAGCCCAUCGCCACAUCCACAGCGACCUGAGACCCUACACUUGUCAGGAGUGCCCCUUAACCUUCCGGCAGCAGGGGACUUUGAAAAGACACAUGAAAAUCCAUUCAAGAAUGGCCUCUGUGUGA